UCUUGAUAUAAAGCAGGAAUCAAUCUGACAAGGGCAGUACCAGUUAAACCCCACAUCGGAAACAUAAGGUUAUUGCAUGAUCCAUUGAUUGUCCGAUAACGUGAAGUUCUAUUACAUUGCAUCAUAGGAAUGCAAAUGUCUGCAAUAUUCUGAUCAACUAUUGGUUGAAACCUCGUUCCAGGUAAUCCAGUUGAUAUACUAAAAAAAGAAAAAAAAUGAUUUAAGAAAACUUAUUAAACUGCUUAGAAUUAUUGUAUUAAUUUAUUCAAUAUUUACGUCAUCGAAUUUUCGACUUCUGGAAGGACACUUGAAUUAAUGUUUGGUCUAGUUCCAUACAUUUGCAAGAUAUCCUGUAUACCAUCUGUUAAAUCUGUUAAAGAAUUCCAAAAUGAUCUAGGCCCAUUACCCAAACUUGAUUGAUAAGAGUCUAGUUAUUAAUCAAACAUCAAAGAUAUUGAGAUUAAAAGUUUGUUUAAUACAUCAACUUUAAAUAUAAUAAUUGAUUCACUUACAGGCAUUUGUUAAUAAAAUAUAGUAUGUAAUGUAAAUGCUAUUCAUCUCUUUAAAAGCAAUGUGGAAACUGAUGGAGAAAUAAUAUUUUCCUGUUCCAUUUUUAAAAUUUUUCAAUGUCACUUAUCAAGUUGAUAAACCUUUCAAGCCCAUAAUUAUCAACACUUUCACUUAUUUCAUUUAUACAUUCAUUUCAACUUAAACUACAAAAAGUUCCAGUAUGUAAAUAUGGUUAACCAUGAAAAAUUAAUAUUUAUUUAGGAAAAUUGUAUUUUAGAAAAGAAAUAUCUAAGCAUGCCAGAAGUAUUUUAACAAGAGUUAACACCUGGUAAUAUUAGAAACAAUUCCUAACCUAUUUAUAAAAAAACUUCUAAAUCUUUGUAUAUCCAUUAUUUUAAAACAUGAAUAUUCCAUGAAAUUUUUGGUUCAUGAAAGCUUUCCAUUAUAAAAGUUACACCAAUGCUUAAUAUACUAAAAAUUAAUGAGUCGUUCAAGGAAUUUGUGUGCAGGAGGAGUUGGCAAAAAGUGUAUCUAUGCUAAUUCCAUUCAUAUGCACACUAUGAUCAAUGGAAUUCCAGUUAUUUUAAAAUUGGCUGAGUUCGAUUCGGGUUUUAAAUUACCUAUUGGCGAUGGGCUUGAUUGCAAAAAAAAGGUUGUUCAGGUCAAGAAACGUUCCUCAGCUUGCUGUCCUGAAUGCAAAUGUGGCUCUGGAGAGGCCGCUCCACAUAAGUCAUUGAAAGAAAAGAAACGAAACAGAUCACGAGAAUGUUUUGCAAAAAACAAUAAGUUAAGGAAAUCUCUUCCUUCAGAAUGUUACAGGUCAAGUGAUAAUUUGGGGAAAAUGAAUGAAAUACAGAUAUUUACUUCUAAAUCAAGCUUCAGUUGCAGAUCAGUGGAUAAUUUUGAGGAAAAAAAAUCAUUUGGAAAAUGUCCUUCAAAAACUAGUUCCAGUUGCAGGUCAACAGAUUUUCCGAAAACAAAAAAAAAAAAGAAAUAUUUUUUCCAAACAGGUUCCAGGCGAAGGGACAGUUGUGAGAAAAUUAAAAAAAAAAAGAGACCAACUUCCAAAACACGUUCCAGGUCAAGGGAUAGUUGUAAGAAAAUUAAAAAAGUAAUGAAACUACCAACCAAAAGAAGCUCCAGUUCCAGGCCGAAGGAUUGCAAGAAAAUAAAAAAAAUUGAAAAACCAUUUUACAAAAGAAGUCCCAGGCCAACAGAUAGUUGUGAUAAAAUAAAAAAAGUAAAGACACCAUCUCCCAAAAGAAGACGAAGGCCUAGUGAUAGUUGUGAGAAAGUUGAAAAAGUAAAGAAACAAUCACCUAAAAGACGUUCCAGGCGUGAUGAUAGUUGUGAGAAAAUUGAAAAAGUAAAGAAACUCUCUCCCAAAAGACGUUCUAGGUCAAGGGAUAGUUGUGAGAAAAUUAAAAAAAUAUCUCCUGAAACAAGUUCCAGUUGCAGACCAGUGGUUAGUUGUGAGAAAAUUAAAAAAAAAAAGAAACCAUCCCCCAAAAGAAGUUCCAGUUGCAGACCAAGAGAUAGUUGUGAAAAAAUUAAAAAAAAAAAGAAACAAUCUCCCAGAAGAAGUUCUAGGUCAAGGGAUAGUUGUGAGAAAAUUAAAAAAGUAAAGAAACCAUCUCCCAAAAGACGAUCUAGGUCAAGGGAUAGUUGUAAGAAAAUUAAAAAAGUAAAGAAACCAUCUCCCAAAAGACGAUCUAGGAAAAUGGAUAGUUGUGAAAAAAUUAAAAAAGUAAAGAUACCAUCUCCCAAAAGGCGCCCUAGAUCAAGGGAUAGUUGUGAGAAAAUUAAAAAAGUAAAGAAACCAUCUUCCAAAAGAAGUUCUAGUUGCAGGCCAAGGGAUAGUUGUGAGAAAAUAAAGAAAUCACCGGCUAAAAAAAGUUCCAGUUACAGGCCAAGGGAUAGUUGUGAAAAAAUAAAAAAAAUAAAGAAACCAUCUACCAGAAGGAGUUCCAGUUACAGGCCAAGGGAUAGUUGUGAAAAAAUAAAGAAACCAUCUACCAGAAGGAGUUCCAGUUGCAGGCCAAGAGGUAGUAGUGAGAAAACUAAUGCUGCACCUCGCAAAACAUGUUCAAGGCCAAAAGUUAUUUUAGUCAAACUUAAAAAAAUAAAGAAAUGUCCUUCCAAAACAAGUGUAAGAAGUUUCAGGUCGAAAGAGUGUAUUGUGGAACCUAAAAAAUUAAAGAAAUGUCCUUCUAAAUCAGUAUUCAGUUGCAGAUCAAGGAAUAUUUUUAAGAAACCUGAUAAAUUAAAGAAAUGUUUAUCAAAAACAAUUUCCAGGUCAAAGGAUCUUUUUGUGAAACUUAAGACUGUGAAAGUAAAUAUUUGUUCUUCGCAAAGUAGUUCCAGUUGCAGAUCAAAGGAUAGUUCUGUGGAAUAUGAGAAAUCUAGUUCUAUUACAAACUCCAGUUGCAGAUCAGAGGAUAGUUUUGUGGAACCUAAGAAAUCUCCUUUCAAAUCAAGUUGCAGAUCAAGGGAAACUAUUAAGAAACCUAAAAAAUCAGAAAAAUGUCCUUCCGAAACAAGUUUAAGGUUCAGGGAUAUUUUUGUGAAACAAAUUAAGAAACCAUCUCCCAAAAGAAGGCCAAGGGAUAGUAUUGAGAAAAUUAAAAAAGUAUGUCAACCACCUCCAAAAAGAAGUUCCAGGCCAUGCGAUAGUUUUGAGGAAAUUAAAAAAAUAAAAGAAACAUUGCCCAAAAGAGGUUACAGGCCAAGGGAUAGUGUUGAGGAAAUUAAAGAAUUUACGAAAUCAUCUCAUACAACAUGUUCCAGAUUAGAGGAUAUUUCUGUACAACCUACUCCAAAUAUCAGGGUUAGUGAUUCUGAGAAAACUAUAGAGUUCAGGAAAUUUCCUUCUCGAACAAAUUCCAGUUGCAGAUCAAGGAACAUUGUUUUGAAACCGAAGGAAUUAAGAACAAGUCCUCCUAAAAUAAGUCCGAGGUCUGAAAGUAUUUGUGUGGAACCAAAAAUAAUUUGUCCUUCCGUAGAAAGUUUCAGUUCUGUGGAUACUUUUGUGGAACCAAAAGAAUUAGAAAUAUGUCCUCCACUAGCAAAUGUCAGCUCUGUGAAUAUACCCUUGGAACCAAAAGAAUUAAAAACAGAUCCUCCCCAAGCAAAUAUCAGGGAUGCUUGCACUGAAUUUGAAUCUAAAGAGAGUGUUGUCAGUAUUAGGUGUGUGCCUGCGAAACAGAUCGCACGAGCCCCAUCACGUGAAAAGAAACCGAAACAGAAACCUCCCAAAAAAGAACGUAAAAUCAGACAAAGAAGAUCAUAUUGUGUAUUCAAAAGAAAAGAUGUUGAAUAUACACCAAAGAAAAGGAAAGCUGAAGAACCUAAAAGAAAGCCAAAAGUAAAAAAAGUUCCAAAGGAAGAAUGGUGUCCACCAGUUCAAAAAGAAAAAUCUCCACCACCAAGACCUCCAAUGGAAGAAUGGUGUCCACCAGUUAAGAAAGAAAAAUCUCCACCGCCAAGACCUCCAAGGGAAGAAUGGUGUCCACCGCCACAAAGAGAAAAGCGUCCAACUUUUUGUAAAGAUGCUCCAACGAAAAAGGCUAAAAAAACAAAAGCAAAACUUUGUAGACCAGUUUUUGUUGAUGCUGGCACGAGUACAGGUUCCGAAACAGUGAAACACCAUUAUAAUGUUGUGCCGGAAGAGAAAACCGGAUUUAAUUUGUGCAAUAAAAUGGAAUAUACAAUUAGUUGUGAUACUGAAAAAACCUCAUGCAGUGUUGAUACUGAAAAUUCUUCUAGAGAAAACCCAAGGGGAAAUUUGAGGAGUGACUCGGAAGAAGUUAAAUACAGGUAUAUAGCAUGCCACCUAAAGGAAGGCGAAAUACCCGACAGAUUGGUAAGGUCAUGUAGGAGUAAGUCAACGACUGAGACGGGGGAUUGCCUAGAGACCACUUUAUCUAUCUACGCGCCCAGCCUCGGUUCCAUGGUGCCCCAUCGUUUUGAUGAAUCCAAUGAAAUUCUUUCAACUAUAGUCGAUCAUGCCAUGAAGGACGAAAAGGGUACUGACACGAUGUCACAAGCUACAUGUGCCGGCAUAGCAUUUUCUACCAGUACGUCAGCACAGACCUGCUUGAUUGACUACGAAGUCUUCAAAGGGUAUAACGGCACCCCAAAACUUAUACGAAAAGAAUAUGUGGUUGAAGAAACUUAUACAAACGGGAAUCUAUUAAUGAAAACUGAUAGCUCCAAUGUUUAAAGAUAAUCCGUUUUUUUGAAACAGGUCAAGAAGUUAGUGCUUUUUUACAGUUUUUAUUUUUAUUUUUUAUCAUUUAUGAUUAAUAGGCAUAUAUUAGGUUUUAAGCAAUAUAGUUUUUUUUAUUUUUUGUAUGUUAUUAUUUAUUUUAUGAUAUUUU
This is a messenger RNA of Nezara viridula (southern green stink bug), 4889 nucleotides long. The record is from the annotation of a GenBank genome assembly. NCBI's taxonomy places the organism in Eukaryota, Metazoa, Arthropoda, Insecta, Hemiptera, Pentatomidae.